This is a messenger RNA of Knipowitschia caucasica, 537 nucleotides long. Lineage: Eukaryota; Metazoa; Chordata; Actinopteri; Gobiiformes; Gobiidae. The record is from the annotation of a GenBank genome assembly.
AUGUGGGGUUGUCCAUCCAUCUUUAAAACCCUCAGAAUGACAAACCUCAUUAAGAACCAUCGAGUACCAUGUGGGGUCAUCCAUCCAUCUUUAAAACCCUCAGAGUGGUACUUUCCCAAAUCGCUCUUGGAUAGUGUGUACUCUCCGAGGUGCUCUCUCCUGCCUUCUCCGUGUCUCCUGCCGCAGAGCGUUCCGUGGGGGUUGGAUCCAUGCCGAGCCGAUCCAUUCUCCAAAUCUGUUCUCAGCACAGCCAUGGUUUUACGGGAGAUCAAAGAAAUCAGCAGGAAAUUUGAGAAAAGAGAAUCCGUUGUGUUCUGGUGUCAGCUUCACCAGCGAUGGUUUCUGCUGCUGGUGUCUGUUGAAAGGGUGUGGUUCCAGUCCGGGAUAAACUUCCUGGCGGUGAAGCCGAGUAACCUGGUACCAUGGGAGAUCAAGCAGGAGAUGACACCAGGAAGCAGCUCUUUGGCCGUGAUCUGUCAGAGAAAAGCCUCGUCCACCGCAGAAAGAGAAAAGUCAAACCUGCAGAAGAAUGUUUAA